UUUUUGCACCAUUUUUGUUUUCUUUUUUUACUUUCCUUUCUUCAAACAGAAUCCUCCAUCUCUCUCUGAGUCUCUCGUCUCAAAAGAAAAUCAGGCCAAGAAAAACCGCUCUUCGAAACGAUGUCGUUUUCGUCGUCGUUGAAGAAGCCCUCAUUCCUGUCACGGAGAUUCUCAAGAUCAUUAAGAUCAUCGGCCAAAACGACGUCGUUGGCAGCAGUCUUGGCCACGGCGAAUCAAUUGGAGUCUUCUUCUUCAUCGUCGUCACCGCCUUCGACUGAGGAGGGACGGGAAUCGUGGUCGACGAUGCUGCCUGAGUUGUUGGGUGAGAUCAUGGAGCGCGUUGAGGCGAGUGGAGAUCGGUGGCCUCAAAGGCAAAGCGUUGCCGCAUGCGCGUGCGUGUGUAAGAAGUGGAGAGAAGCUACGAGAGAGAUCGUUAGGGCUUCUUCUCAUAAUAGUGGCAAAAUCACUUUUCCUUCUUGUCUUAAACAGCCUGGUCCAAGUGAUAAUCCAAACCAGUGUAUUAUAAGGCGGAGCAAAAAAAACUCAACAUUCUACCUUUAUCUUGCUCUUACUCCAUCAUUCACCGACAAGGGGAAGUUUCUGUUGGCAGCUCGAAGAUAUCGACAUGGUGCUCAUAUUGAGUAUAUUAUAUCCCUUGAUGAAGAUGACCUAUCCCAAGGCAGUAACGCCUAUGUCGGGAAGUUAAGUUCGGAUUUUCUAGGCACCAACUUUAUGAUCUAUGAUAGUCUGCCACCCCACAGUGGUGCAAAGCCAUCGAGCAGCAGAGCCAGUCGCAGAUUUGCAAGUAAGCAAAUCAGCCCCCAAGUUCCAGCUGGCAAUUUUGAGGUUGGAAAAGUGUCUUACAAGUUCAAUCUCUUGAAAUCAAGAGGACCUAGGAGGAUGGUUUGCUCGAUAAAAUGCCCUUCACCUGAAGAAAGGGUUGAUGACAAGAAUUUAUAUGACUCCAGGACGAAAAUGCCAGAGUACGCCACCUCCGGUCAUACAAUUUUGAGGAACAAAGCUCCAAGAUGGCAUGAACAUUUACAGUGCUGGUGCUUGAAUUUUCAUGGUCGGGUAACAGUAGCAUCUGUGAAAAACUUUCAGUUGGUAGCGACUGUGGACCAGAGCCAACCGGGAGGGAAAGGAGACGAGGAAACGGUUCUCCUCCAGUUUGGGAAAGUAGGGGAUGAUACGUUCACCAUGGAUUAUAGACAGCCCUUGUCACCCUUUCUUGCUUUUGCCAUCUGUCUGACAAGCUUUGGUACAAAAUUGGCUUGCGAGUGAUUUAUUUUAAUAUUUAUAUAUUAUAGUAACCAAGUUGUGUUUCAUGUUUAAUAUAAUUAUUUUCUGCUUAAUGUCGCUUGCAAAAGUUUUGAACAGUCUUGGUUUGAAGAGACGAAACAAAUCAUGUACAUGUUCCUAUUGUAUCUAUAAUAUUCUCUGAAAUUAUUGGCUGCGAGCAUA
Molecule: messenger RNA, 1464 nt
Organism: Durio zibethinus
Lineage: Eukaryota; Viridiplantae; Streptophyta; Magnoliopsida; Malvales; Malvaceae
Product: tubby-like F-box protein 7
Source: RefSeq, a predicted model, not a curated record